AUGAGUGAGGAAAUUAUAAUUUGGUUUACCAUGGAUGUAACUCCAACUUAUUCUCCAACAAUAAGACCUCAUUUGCAACAACAGGCAGUACCUCCUUUUAUUUCUAGUCAUGAUUUUGGUGGACCAUCUCCAUUGUCAUCACCAUCGAUGUUGUCCUUAACGCCAACAGCCGCCACCACUCCAAUUCCACCAGUAUUCCUUCUAAAUAUAAAUACACAACCAACCCCUGCAUUUGUUCAUGUAGUCGAUGCUCAGCCACCUGUAAUUCAAUUCCAACUUCAGCCUAAUAAUAAUAAUAAUACAAAUACACAUACAAAUACAAAUACAAAUACAAAUAAUAAUAAUAAUAAUAAUACUUUAAAUACUAAUAAUAACAAUACAAAUAUAAAUAAUAAUAAUAAUAAUAAUAAUAAUAAUAAUAGUAACAAUAAUAAUAAUAAUAGUGGAAGUAUAUCACCUACACCUACACCCAAUAGUUUAAGUGUACCAUCAACGCCAUCAGUGACACCACUUUCAGGAAAUCUGAGUAAUUUUACAAUCAAUUCACCAGCAACGUCGACCACAACUACAGCCUCUGCAACAACAACUACAUCACAAAAUCAAUCAGGUGUUUUACGUAGAAUUGCUGUUAGUAACAAUGUACAAAGAUCAAACUUGACAAUAGAAGAUGAACAAGUCGUACCAAGAGAUUCAAAUUCACCUCUAAUAGCAUCAUGCAAAAAGAGGAGAAUAUAA
This is a messenger RNA of Heterostelium album PN500, 735 nucleotides long. RefSeq lists its product as uncharacterized. Bases 1 to 735 code for a protein of 244 amino acids. Lineage: Eukaryota; Evosea; Eumycetozoa; Acytosteliales; Acytosteliaceae. The record is from RefSeq and is a predicted model, not a curated record. The transcript is spliced from 4 exons.